Molecule: messenger RNA, 762 nt
Organism: Caenorhabditis briggsae
Lineage: Eukaryota; Metazoa; Nematoda; Chromadorea; Rhabditida; Rhabditidae
Exons: 7
Coding region: 1-762 (253 amino acids)
Source: RefSeq, a predicted model, not a curated record
AUGUCCUCUUCAAAUCGACUUCUCCAAUUUCUAGCCAUAUUUUCCGUUGUUUUUGUUUGCUUCAAAAUUUAUUACAAGAUACAUGAUACACCUAAAAAUGGGGAUUCGGACGAUUCGGAUCAAGAUUCAUGGUUUCUAGUGUCCAAUAAAACAGAAAUUUUUGAUAAUUGGAGAGAGUGUGUGAAAUUGAAAUUGAUGGGUUUGGAGGAUCCCGUUGAGUUUUGGAAGCAAUUUGUGGAUUCGACGAGAAAAUGUGACGAGGAGGCGCAAAUUUCAAAAUUAGGAGUGACAGAGUUGGAAGAGCAAAAAAUUGUGAUUUUUCCCAAAAAUGAAGAUGAAAACAAUCACAACAUAAUUACACUGGGAGUUGGACAAAGUACAAUUGGAGAGGAGAGCGAAUUAAUCGACCAAAAUGUGGCUCAUGUAGAUAUUCUAUACUUUUUGAAGGAUAUUUUGAAUGUUCAGAAAAUCGAUAAUUUAUGGAUAGACGCUGAGGGAGCUGAAUACGAGCUAUUUGAAAUUUUCGACAAGAAUGGCGUCCUUGAUCAAAAUGACAUUGAGUUGUGUCAAGUUAAUAUGGAAAUUCAUAUCUCCGAAGAAGAAGAAGACAAUACGAAUAGCGAGAAACAGAAGAUUUUCAUGGAUUUUGUCAAGAAAAUUAUAGCGGAGAAGAAAUAUGGAAUAUUCAAGGCAUCAGAGAACUUGCAUAUGAAAAUGUAUCUAUUUAAUUUUGAAAGCGAAUAUUGUAAAAAUAAAUUUUAG